Molecule: messenger RNA, 312 nt
Organism: Ogataea haglerorum
Lineage: Eukaryota; Fungi; Ascomycota; Pichiomycetes; Pichiales; Pichiaceae
Exons: 1
Coding region: 1-312 (103 amino acids)
Biological process (GO): mitotic cell cycle; attachment of spindle microtubules to kinetochore
Cellular component (GO): mitotic spindle pole body; mitotic spindle midzone; DASH complex
Source: RefSeq, a predicted model, not a curated record
AUGGAUCCCCUAAACGUGAAAGUGCAACAGAAACUCAAAGAGCUCGAAAGCCUCCAACAGAUAAGAGACUUGACCAAACACCUCAACACUUCACUGGAAGAAUUUGCUGGUCAAAUAGAACUUCUGGGGGAAGAAGCAGGAUGCAUCGAAACCGUGACACAGAAUUGGAUGAGAAUCAUCAGAGCAGUUAGUCUAGCAUCUAACUCUUUAACAAACUAUAGGGAAGAGGACUACGAAACAGAUAGACCGAUGACGGAGCGCCUUGUCAGAUGCAAGAUAGACGAGAGUCAAAAGAUCAUCACCAAAAAUUGA